AUAACGACUCCUACCAAUAUUGAUCCUAAGGAUAUUCAAGAUGGUGAGAGGCGGAAGGCCCUAGUGCCGGGCUGUGGACGUGGAGUCGACGUGCUCUUAUUCGCGAGCUUUAGGUACGAUGCCUAUGGCCUGGAGUAUAGCGCCGCGGCUAUCGAGGCGUGCAAUAAGGAGGAGAAGGAGAACUAUAGCCGGUACCGCGUACGAGAUAAGAAAGUUGGGAAAGGGAAGGGGGAUUUCUUUGAUGAUACCUGGUUGAAGGAGAUUGGAGUACCUCGAAAUGGAUUUAAUAUCAUUUAUGAUUACACGUUUUUCUGUGCUCUCAACCCAGAGCUGCGUCCUAAAUGGGCUCUCCGACACACCGAGCUCCUUGCUUCCUUACCUGCAGGCAAUCUAAUCUGUCUGGAAUCUCCUCGUCAUAAGGACCCUUUAGCCCCCGGCCCUCUAUUUGCCUCGCCCUCCGAGGCCUAUAUAGAGCAUCUAAGCCACCCCGGUGAGAAGAUCUCAUACAACGAUAAUGGUCUUGUCGAUGCGGACCCGUUGCGAGAGCCUAGCAAGGCGGGCCUGGAGAGAGUGGCGUACUGGCAGCUAGAGCGCACGUACACUGUGGGCAAGGAUAAGAAUGGGGUGAUCCGUGACAGAGUCUCUAUUUGGCGUCGACGUGACUAG
Molecule: messenger RNA, 666 nt
Organism: Penicillium daleae
Lineage: Eukaryota; Fungi; Ascomycota; Eurotiomycetes; Eurotiales; Aspergillaceae
Exons: 4
Molecular function (GO): S-adenosylmethionine-dependent methyltransferase activity
Source: RefSeq, a predicted model, not a curated record